Molecule: messenger RNA, 1779 nt
Organism: Closterium sp. Yama58-4
Lineage: Eukaryota; Viridiplantae; Streptophyta; Zygnematophyceae; Desmidiales; Closteriaceae
Source: the annotation of a GenBank genome assembly
AUGCCUCCCACAUUGCCUGCCUUCGCCCUCGCCCUCCUGCCCUCCUUUCUCCUCAUCCUGCUCCCCUUGCUGCUCCCCCAGCAGCCUCACCAGCAGACCCCGCAUAUCUGCAUCCAUGCACUCGCCACCAUGCAUGCGUGGAUCAUCAUUAUCCUCGCCACAAGGACGGGUGGAGGGGCAUGGAAGCAGCUGGGAGAGCUGAGGAGUAGCGAGUGGGAGGAGUACCCGGGGCGAGUGGGAGGAGUACCCGGGGCGAGUGGGAGGAGUACCCGGGGCGAGUGGGAGGAGUACCCGGGGCGAGUGGGAGGAGUACCCGGGGCGAGUGGGAGGAGUACCCGGGGCGAGUGGGAGGAGUACCCGGGGCGAGUGGGAGGAGUACCCGGGGCGAGUGGGAGGAGUACCCGGGGCGAGUGGGAGGAGUACCCGGGGCGAGUGGGAGGAGUACCCGGGGCGAGUGGGAGGAGUACCCGGGGCGAGUGGGAGGAGUACCCGGGGCGAGUGGGAGGAGUACCCGGGGCGAGUGGGAGGAGUACCCGGGGCGAGUGGGAGGAGUACCCGGGGCGAGUGGGAGGAGUACCCGGGGCGAGUGGGAGGAGUACCCGGGGCGAGUGGGAGGAGUACCCGGGGCGAGUGGGAGGAGUACCCGGGGCGAGUGGGAGGAGUACCCGGGGCGAGUGGGAGGAGUACCCGGGGCGAGUGGGAGGAGUACCCGGGGCGAGUGGGAGGAGUACCCGGGGCGAGUGGGAGGAGUACCCGGGGCGAGUGGGAGGAGUACCCGGGGCGAGUGGGAGGAGUACCCGGGGCGAGUGGGAGGAGUACCCGGGGCGAGUGGGAGGAGUACCCGGGGCGAGUGGGAGGAGUACCCGGGGCGAGUGGGAGGAGUACCCGGGGCGAGUGGGAGGAGUACCCGGGGCGAGUGGGAGGAGUACCCGGGGCGAGUGGGAGGAGUACCCGGGGCGAGUGGGAGGAGUACCCGGGGCGAGUGGGAGGAGUACCCGGGGCGAGUGGGAGGAGUACCCGGGGCGAGUGGGAGGAGUACCCGGGGCGAGUGGGAGGAGUACCCGGGGCGAGUGGGAGGAGUACCCGGGGCGAGUGGGAGGAGUACCCGGGGCGAGUGGGAGGAGUACCCGGGGCGAGUGGGAGGAGUACCCAGGGCGAGUGGGAGGAGUACCCGGGGCGAGUGGGAGGAGUACCCGGGGCGAGUGGGAGGAGUACCCGGGGCGAGUGGGAGGAGUACCCGGGGCGAGUGGGAGGAGUACCCGGGGCGAGUGGGAGGAGUACCCGGGGCGAGUGGGAGGAGUACCCGGGGCGAGUGGGAGGAGUACCCGGGGCGAGUGGGAGGAGUACCCGGGGCGAGUGGGAGGAGUACCCGGGGCGAGUGGGAGGAGUACCCGGGGCGAGUGGGAGGAGUACCCGGGGCGAGUGGGAGGAGUACCCGGGGCGAGUGGGAGGAGUACCCGGGGCGAGUGGGAGGAGUACCCGGGGCGAGUGGGAGGAGUACCCGGGGCGAGUGGGAGGAGUACCCGGGGCGAGUGGGAGGAGUACCCGGGGCGAGUGGGAGGAGUACCCGGGGCGAGUGGGAGGAGUACCCGGGGCGAGUGGGAGGAGUACUCGGGGCGAGUGGGAGGAGUACCCGGGGCGAGUGGGAGGAGUACCCGGGGCGAGUGGGAGGAGUACCCGGGGCGAGUGGGUGCAGAGCAGGAUGGUGCGGCCUCUGGCGAUUGGCCCGAACAGGGCGGCAUCGCUGACGUGGCGUGCCACGCGGGCAUCCAGCGCUGA